AUGGUAAAUACAAGAAGAAAAAGCCAUGCCUUACAAAGUGAUGAAUCUGGAUCACAAGUUGCAGAACAGUCUGAUUCAUCAACUACAAGCACCACAAGAAGAAGCACGAGACGUUCAGUCGGAAAUGUACCAUCAACCCCUGCCGAAAUUCCAACGCCUACCCGGAGAUCCCGACGUCUGUCAAAUUCUUCGGUAGAAUCAGCCAACAACGAUACACCCAGGCCAGCUGCACGUCGUUCUACUAGGAAUAAACCUGCUGGAAGUGAUCAUGACGCAAGCGAUGUUGAAUUAGUUGUUAUAAAAAGGCGUAAGUUGGUGGAAGGUGUAGACACACUGAUACCGAUCAGUGAAGAGAAGACAGAUGAGCAUGCCAAUCCUGCAAAAGGAAAGGGAAACCAUAUUUUGGUUGAACUUGAUGAGGAGAAAGAAGAUGAAAUCAGCCAGAAACCAGAAAUUAUUGAUGUCCAGGGUAAUGAAAUUCAACCAAAAUUGUCACCAGCAAAGUCAGUUGAAACACAAAAUGUAAAAUCUCUCCCGAAAGUUUAAACUGCUAGAUCACCAGUUAAAACUGACAUCCUUAAAUCUCCAGUUAAAAUAGGAAAAAGUGAAUGCACUGUAAAAACAGAAGAUGUUGGUAAUCUUGAAAGCCAAGUAGUGAAUGAAAAAGUGACUCGAGAUGUUCAAAGCACUGAGAAAAGAGAUGAAGAUGUUCAAAGAGCUGAGAAAAGAGAUGAAGAUGUUCAAAGAGCUGAGGAUGUUGACAGCACUGAGAAAAGAGUUGAAGAUGUUGACAGCACUGAGAAAAGAAUUGAAGAUCUUGAAAGCAUUAAGGAAGUGAUUGAAGCAAAGGAAGUUGAUCCAAUCAUGGAGAAAAUGGAUGAAAUUGAUAAAAGCAUAGGAAAGUGUGAAAUCACUGUCCCUAAAAUCAUUGUUGAUGUUUCUAAAGAAAACUUGCAUUCCAAUGAGGAACACAACCAAGAAAAUUUCUUCACUCCAGUAUCAACUCCAACCAAUUUAGAAGAUACAGCAGAUGCAAUGAAACAAGCUGAAAAAAUUGAUUGUAUAUCAAAUGACAACCAGCAAGCAGUAAAACAAACUGAUGAAACAGAGGUUGCAACAGCAGAAAAUCACAUGGAGCAGGGACAAGAAGAAAACAAAUCUAUAAAACCAAGCCCACUUGAGGAGACAAAUGUAAUUCAAACAGAUGAUUCACCUGUAAAGUCUGAUGUUGAGAAACCUCGCACCUUAUUUGGAGUACCGAUAAGCAAUAUCACAGUUAAUAAAACACUAAUGCUGAAAAAAUCUGGAAAAAGAAACCCAAUUGAACGAAAAAUUCGACCAACAAAAAAGAAGGUUGAACCUACUAAAGAGAGUCUUCCAUGUGGUGCUGACAUAAUGCGCAACAUACCAAGAGGAAAAUCUAAAUCUGGUCGGGAAUGGAAAGAACCAAAAUCCAAUCCUCGGUAUUUGUACCAAGACAAAGGCUUGAAAAUGCCUUUUGAAAAAAUCACUCAGUUGAGACAAGAGCGUCAACGGGUGAAAGAAUUAGAAAAUCGUAUGAAGGAAGAAGAACGAGCUCGUCGAGCUGAAAUCACCCGCCGUCGCGAGAUUAAUAAGAAGCGCGAAGAAGAAAAUGCGCGUCGCGGAGAAGUUGUGCAAGUGAUUCGGAAUACAAACAAAAUCAAGAGGAUGAAGAAAAAGCAACUGAAGUUGAUCCAGAAGCGUGAUACAACUAAAGUGGUGUAGACAUUUGUUAGUUGCACUAAGUUAUCUACUUCUUGACCACGAAUAAAAAAGACUACCAUCGUU
Daphnia magna is the source of this 1809-nucleotide messenger RNA. RefSeq names its product golgin subfamily A member 6-like protein 22. Lineage: Eukaryota; Metazoa; Arthropoda; Branchiopoda; Diplostraca; Daphniidae. The record is from RefSeq and is a predicted model, not a curated record. Gene Ontology annotation, cellular component: nucleolus.